CGAAGCUGUUUACGAUAUCACCCCGGGAAUAUUACAUGUACAACACUUGUGUAUUUGCCUCCAAAGCAUGUCCCAAUAUCUAAAACGUCCUCUCCAGGGAUUAAUGUGUUUUCUUUAGAUCUCGAGGAAUGCAGUAAUUACGUUGGAUUCAUUUAACGUUUCAUUGCAGCAGCUCUCGGAUUUUUAUCACUCAGCUGUGACAGUUUAAGGUAACUUAAUCACAUCUCAGCAAGAGAUUUGAGAGAACUCAUUUGAGGAAUCGUCAAUUUUCCACUGCGCUAAACCCACGGAGAAUUCGCUGCCUAAGUCGACGAAGCUGUACUGCUCUUGGCUAGUUUCAUUCUGUCGUUUCCAAGGUGAGAAUACAUGGUGCAUUUUAAUAAAUGUCGUCUCUAAUGUUUGAACAGCAACCCUUUAUUAUUUUUAUCCGUAUUGCUUUAUCUUCGAUUUAUCUGCUUUGAUGGUGACGUUAACGUCUGUCUGGUGCUGUCAGAUCUGAUGUAUGUAGAAAAAAAGUUGACGCAUUAAGGAAAGUGGCAGCACGCAAAACAGUGCGUUCGUUCUCUUUGUUUUUAAAAUAAUAAUGCGGAUUUAGUUAAUUGAACACCAUUUUAAUGCAACUCGACACUAACUCGUCGAAGGUGAAACUCAUCGAACCCUGAAAAAUAUCGGUGGAUUUUGAUGUGAGUAUUAAAUUUUGAGUUCUCUUUGCUGCGCAAAGCUAAUUACAAGCUUUGUUAAAAUUUUUAAUAACGGAAAGCCUUUGUGAGCUCAACUCAAUUUUGGCACUUGAAAACAAAGCUGGACCCCAACAACAAAGCCCUUGAUCGGUUUCGUAGAAAAUAUUGACAUAUACUGUGCUUUUUUACAAAUCGGUUAUUUUUUACUGAAAUUGUCCUGUGCAUGGGGUAUAAUAAGCGAUGAUCUAAAUAGACACCGACAUUUGUUUACGAUCGAUUUCUCCCAGCUGUUUAAGCCAUGGAAUUGAAACACUUUUGAAAGUAUGUGUAAUUAGCUUGGCUAAUUUUUUCGUAGCAUAUACAGGUAGACUUCGAUCAUUUACAUUUAAUGCCAAGGUGAAGAAGGCUAUGCAUUUGGCACAUUAUUGAAGCGUCUGAACUUAAGUACAUUUUAACUAGUAUGGUCCUUUCUUAUUCUUCUUAUUAUUAUUGUUUACUUUUUUAAUGGGAAUUUAGUUACCAUGAUAUCAAUGUCCUUUUAACAAUAGCGAGCGGUGUUCAUUACCGGAGAAAUUCAGUUUACCGAAAGUUAUAUCUUCGUCUUAGAGAUUCAAACGUAAACACCAUAGAGUUAUGACUCUCAGAGCAAAAAACAUCUUUGUGACAAAAUGUUAAAAAAUAUAUGAAUUGAUUUUUUCCUGAGUUCUAAAAUUGGCGACGGAAUAAGAUUUUGUUUAAGUGUUUGUGUAAGGUGAUCUUUGAUCCUGACCGCUGAUAGACAGAAGCGAGCCAAAGAAUUUUUCAGUGGAUCAUGCAAUUGGCAACAAUUAAGAUAAGCACUCCUUCUAGCAUCAGUCUAAAACUGGCUUAAGGUCUUUAAGAUGUUAAGCGUGCGGUAGAGCCAGUAUGAGCGGUCAAGAGGACUGUAUUUACGAAAUUUUUGCCUUGCGUUUUACAGCAGUACCAGCACGGAAGAAGAUAAGGUUUCAUUGAGCUUUCUUCAGGAAUUGUAGGUAUGUUGAUUUUACCACUUUGGUUGACGAUAUGUCUCAAUGCAAUGGCAGUCAAAUCUCGCCUUGCUGUACCCAGUGGCGGAUCUAGGGGUUGGGCCCGGGGGGCCCGGGCCCCCCGUAUUUUUAGACCAAACUGAGGCAUCUAAAGACUGAAAAAAAUUUGUUUGGAGGCCGCCCCCCCCCCCCAUCUCAGGAUCUGGAUGCCCCCCCCCCCUUAUCUGAAGGUCUGGACCCGCCACUGGUACCCCGCUAUAAUGGACACCCCAUAAUAUGGACAGCAGCUAAAUCCCAGGCAAAAAUGAAUUGCUUUUUGAGGUCCCUAUAGUGCCCGCUAUAAAGGGAGUUGACUGCACGUCUGCUGAUAGCCAAGAAAAUAACUAGUUUUCCUUCGAGGUUGGGGUAGGGGGCGGGGGGAAUGGGGGCUUCGCUGUGCCAUAGGGAUUAAAAGAAUGCAAACGAUCAGACGACUUCAACUACAAGUGGAGGUAGAGGUACACUAAUGAACACUAGGUGUUCAUUAGGGUACCUCUAAGCAACCCGCGGAUCUAGAAUAAAUAAUGACCGUUUUCCUAAACGAGCGUCGAAGGCUAAGUUUCUACGGGGGUCCGGGGGCAUGCAUUCCCGUGAAUUUUUUUUUAGUUUUUACUCCCUUAAGUCACCUUUCCUGGGUUUCUGAGUCAACUUUCAGUCAGGAUAUUGGCCAUAUUUUCACUUAUCUAUGAAAACUCUUUUCGUAGUCGUCAUUUCGUCCUGUGAUGUAGCGUGUCACAAAAACUCAGAUCCGAAAAAGACCGAAAAAAUGACGUCUGAGGGACGACUGCAGAAAUUCCAUACUGAUAGGUAUAGGUAUUUAUUUAUUUGCCACACGAUUACAAUGAUUACAAAAAGAUGCCAAAAAAAAAAAAUGUAGGAAGAAAUGGCGAGGGGGCCUAAAGGAAACAACAGAGCUUAUGUUAAUUAGGCCUGCUCAAUUACAAUUUUUCGAAGAUGGCAUAAAAAUUACGGCGACGGAUACAAAAUAAUAUCAGGUGGAAAAUUAGACUAAUCAAUAUUACGGAAGUUUACAAAUAUUGAAUAUUAAAAGGCUUUUUCCCAAGAUUUUUGUUGGAGUAUACUAAUAAUUAUUACAAAUAAAUGCCUUAAGUGCUCUUUUAAAGGAAAAGGGUGAGGAAGCGUUGAUGAUGUUGGUGUUUAAGGUGUUGUAAAAUUUAGGUCCUUGAUAAAAAACGGAAAAUUGUUUGGUUCGAGUACGACAGAAAGGCAGACGAAAUUUACACGAGUUUCUUGCAUUAUACGAAUAAAUUUUGACUUAGUAAGGUAAAUUUACAAUGAAAUUUUGAAGGUAGAGUAUGGUUUUGAUAGGAGUACAUGAAUAAGCCUAGUUGUAUUAAGUAUAUAUCAUGAAAUUUUAAGAUACUGAUGACGCGUUCACUACCCAGAUCUGGGUAGUGCUUCUGAUUGGUCGUGUCGUAGGGGAAAUGUGCUUUAACCAAUCAGAAGCACAACCCAGAUCUGGGUAGUGACGCUUCCUCAGACAUCAUUUCGCGGGGAAAUCAGUGAUGAUGCGCGAAAUGUCAGCUGUAAUUUUUAGGCUACUGGGGCCAUGUGAUAGGGUAUCUAGCCGAGAAAUGUCAGGAAAUAUAUUUCUGCCAGUUUUAGUACACCAGAAUUAGCUCCUCUAACUUAAAAAUUAAAAAUGAAUUCCAGACACACCUGCUUUCAGUUGUAUUAUCGAAAUUUUCCGACAACUUCUUCUGAUUUUUAUAAGCAAUAUUAUUCUACCACCGCUAAGUAGGCAGCUUUAGACACAAUAGAUAUGACGCAAAAAAAUUAUCGCUCAGGAAACAUUUAUCGAAAGUCAUCCCCUGAUAAAAAAGAUAAGAAUGGUUAAAGUCUUUAAAAUUUCCCAUUUUAGAUAGGUACUUAACUUUGUUCAGUUAUCAAACCCACGGGGGCACUUACUUGGCACCUUUCUUUCCGUCAGUCGACAUUCUACAUUUUUUGAACUUAUUUUACUGAUAUUUUAUUUUUAUUAUAUAAUUCUGACAGUUUUAGUAAUUUGUUACACCGGAACUGGCUCCUCUAACUUAAAUAAAAAUGAAUUUGAGACACACCUGCUUUCAGUUGUAUUAUCGAAAUUUUCUGACAACUCCUUCUGAUUUUUAUAAGCAGGGACACAAUAGAUAUGACGCAAAAAGUGUAUCGCUCAGGAAACAAAUUGAAAGUUAUCCCCUGAUAAAACAGAUAAGAAUGGUUAAAAUCUUUAAAAUUUCUCACUUUAGAUAGGCACCUACCUUUUUUUAGUUAUCAAAACCACGGGGGCAUAUUCUUUCCAUCAAUCGACAUUCUACAUUUUUUUGAACAUAUUUUACUGAUACGGUGAUGGUUAUGAUGUUUUGUUGGCCAUGAUUAAAUACGAAUGAUGGCAACAUAUUGCUUAUGACCUUAUCGGAUUCUUUAACCCUUUAAGCCCUAAGAGUGAUCAGCAUGAAAUUUCUCCUUAUUAUAUCAAUGUUUCAGAAAACAGAGUGGUCAUGAGAAUUGGGUACAUGAUCAGGGAAGAAGAGUCUAACUGAUAUUUCAACGAAUUCUCCCCUCUACGUCUGUUGAAAAAGUACAGGGACAGUAAAUGAGAAUCCCAAUUUUGAUAUUAUGGUUUAAAGGGUUAAACAAAAUCAUAUCACAGAAAACUUGAACUUCUCAGGUGGUGAUAAAAUACAGUCGAAUCCCGGUAACUCGAACACUCUAUAACUCGAACCUCCCGCUUACUCGAAGCAAUUUAGAUUUCCCUUCAGAUCUCUUUCUAUUUAAUUUUACCCUCGAUAACUCGAACUCCCGGUAACUCGAACUAUUUUCUCUUUCCCUUGAAGGUUCGAAUUAUCGGGAGUCGACUGUAACAGUAUUUUAUCAAUAUUUUCAGAAACACGUUUUCAAUUUAGGUGUGGUGUGUAUAAGGUGUGUCGCGAAAUCUCUUAUUUCCGGACGUUUUAGCCAAACACAGUGCUCCUCUAGUGAUCAAUUGCCAGCAAAACUACUUAUUUUAUCAUCCGCCUUUAUGAGAAGCCUGGCUGCUUGUGAGCAGUUUUCAGUUGUAUUUUGCUCCUCUCAGUCUUUCUCGUAACAAUUAGUGCCAUACUUACAUUUGCCAUAGUUAAACAACAUUAAUGGAUGUUGGGAAUAUUUUUAAUCAAUCAAUAACCUGAAUCGACCAAGAUAACUUGUUUCUUGUACACACAGGAAGUCUAUACACUUCUAUACACUUCACUAAUCACCGUGUGUGGAUGAAGAUUAGAUACUAUGAAAUUAAUAAUAAAUAUAUUAAUAAGAAAAAAACAGAAAUAAAAACACUUUCGCUGAUAAAGCAACAUUUUUAAGUCUUUUUGACAACAAUUUACCUAAUGGUCCGCCAUGAUAGGACAUCAAAAGUUCAAUGUAGUUUCAUUAACAUAAACUAUGUAAUAAAAUAUUAAAAAGCGAAAGCAUAAUUGUGCUACAGCAUAAUUGCCGAAAUCUUUGCUAUUGUCUUCGAAUCUUUUAAAAAGAUAUCGUUUCGAAACCUAAUCUAAGAGAGUCAUACUAUUACCAUUAAGGGAUGAAAAUCCCAUUGCGUUGGUCGCCUUUUAGAGGGAACUUUAUAACAAACCCUUAUAAUGACAUGGAACAUUUCGCACUUAUUACUAGCCAUGAUGGCGCUUUAAAUGAUCAGCGAUUCAAAAAAAAAAUGUAUUAUUACGACACAUGCAAAUGUCAUUUGGCCUUUUAGCGCUCAGAAUGAAUUAAUUCUGAAUUUUUAGUUGUCAAUGUAUUCAUGCGGAAAAUUCCUGAGUUUACCAUGUUGACUUCUACAUCAACUCGUUUCUUUUUGAUGCAGGUAUAAUGUCGUUUAAAUUCAAUAAGAAAGCCUUAGUAACAGGUCUGAGCUGUGUGGAAGCAGAUAAACGUAUAGUUUACGCUCAAACGAUCAAGAGAAUAUCAUCACAGAAUGCAGUUUUGGUGGACGGAAAUAUUUUUUGCGUCGACAUUGGAGCAGCUGCUUUAAAGAAACAACCGAAAACAGAAAAAGGCUGGUUACCUGAAGAAGUGGAAAAUGCAGGCAUAAUUCCCGGCACGAUAAUUACAGUAAACAGCAAAGAGCGAUAUGUUAAAACCGAGGUUUGUACAUUUAUAAACUUCAGCAUUUCAGUUACUAAACCACAAAACCAAAAUAAAGUAAAAUUAACUGGCUUCCAAUUGAAGGUAAUUCACAAUUUUGACAUGUUGCUAUUUUUCAUUUGUUUUAUGUAAAUCAUAUUUUAAUUUCUUCCUUUUUAUAUCAACAAUUUACAUACAUUUAGUGCUGCAAUUUUUUUUAGGAUGAAAUAAGCAGUUAAAUAAGAAAUGCGAAAGGUUGUUUUUUCUCAAAUUUUACAUCCGUUUUUGUUUUUAUUCUAUUUUUUUGCUUUGAAUUUUUUCAUAGGAUAUUACUGACACAGGAAGCGGAAAACGGGAAACGAGAAAUUGAAAUAUGGGAACAAAACCGAAUUUUAACCCUAGCCCUUUUUACGCACCAUAAAUAGUUUAUUCCAGCACUUUAUGGCACCUUUAAGUAAUUUUUAAAUGCUUUUAAAAACUUUUUGUCUCUCUUCAUUUACAUACAUUUAGUGCUGCAACUUUUAAGGAUUAAAUAGGCAGUGAAAUAAGAAGUGCGAGAGGUUAUUUUUUUUUUCAAAUUUUACACCCGUUUUUGUUUUUAUUCUAUUUUUUUGCUUUGAAUUUUGUAAUAGGAAGUUACUGACACAGGAAACGGAAAAGGGAAAACGGGAAACGAGAAAUUGAAAUAUGGGAAUAAAACCUAAUUUUAACCCUAGCCGUUUUUACGCACCAUAAAUAAUUUAUUCCAGCACUUUAUUGGCGCCUUUAAUUUUUUAGAAUGAUUUUAAAAACUUUUUGUCUCUCGCCAGCAAGAGGUGGUUGAUCACUUGAAGCUGCUCAAGUUGCAGGCGUUCCAGCUAUUUUGUCCCGCGUUAGAGACUGCAUCAGAGAACAAUCUCUCAGAGAGCGCAUACCCGAGCGCCUUUAUUGACCAGACACGGCGCCUUUGCUGCGCGACUCAACCGACUCCAAACUUACGUUGGGUGCUGUGUAAAAACGUAUCACUGAUCUACAAUAAAACUAAGGGACAAGCAGAAGCCACAGUUGUCGCUGUCGACAUUAUUAAAUUGGAACAGUCCGGGAGAUUAGUCACAACUUCCAUUCAACAAACUGUAACUGCAAAAGUAAAUUGCCAAGCUUUUCUGUGCAAGGUUGGGCCUCACAAUCCUGGUCCUAUAUGUUUUAGCCCGGCUAUCGCUCUAGUAAAGAUGGGGGAUAAGGAUGUCCCUCCACCACAGCCUCGAUCAUGGGCAGAGAUCGAAACUCUACUUGUUUGUUAAUUAAUACAAAAUCUUUCCGUCAAAUGUACACAGCGCUUCCCUGCCCAACUUCCAUGGAUGAUUCACUCUGUCACACAGACGCUGUCUCCACUGCGUUUCGACUGGAAGAACAAUGUUGCUAUUUUUCGACGAUUCCUGGCACACGUUUUUAUUAACGUCGUGCAGAGAAUGAUGCAGUCUUCACUAGAUUGUAUCAGGGUUUAAAAACAUUACAGAGAUUCCACCAGGAAAUAUUUGGGGCCGUUUAUUUCGAUUUGAGCAUUUAGGUUCUCCGCAC
Porites lobata is the source of this 7381-nucleotide messenger RNA. The record is from the annotation of a GenBank genome assembly. Lineage: Eukaryota; Metazoa; Cnidaria; Anthozoa; Scleractinia; Poritidae.